Molecule: messenger RNA, 2741 nt
Organism: Botrytis cinerea B05.10
Lineage: Eukaryota; Fungi; Ascomycota; Leotiomycetes; Helotiales; Sclerotiniaceae
Exons: 5
Coding region: 219-2639 (806 amino acids)
Source: RefSeq, a predicted model, not a curated record
GUGAUGUCUCAUUGUCUCCGCCAGCUGGCUAGCUUGCAUAUAGCGUGAUGAUGUAAUUCGGUUGUGCUUUUUGUACCGAUUCAAUGACUUCCCCGUGCAUACUUCAAGGAGAACUGGCUCCGUAUCAUUGAUGAAGGAAAGAAAAUCGUGUUGAGCCGAUAUUAGUCGGGACGAAUAAGUCACCACUCUACCAAUCUUAACCAUUAAAACGAGGCAAAAUGAGGAAUAUCAUCAUCCCACAACCCAACUCACCAUCAGGGUGGCAAGCCUUUGCAAAUGAGCAAGCCGUGGCCAGUAUUCCACUACAAGCAGCUCGAGAUGUUAAUCACACUUCAAGAAUUGCGACAUUCCGUGGAGUUUUCCUCGAUUCCUCUAAAGUUCUCCCACAUUCCAUGAGCCGAGUAAACGUAUAUACAGAUGUUCUUGUCUUGGACCAAACCACCAUUAUUGCGCCUAACGAUAACGGAACAAUCCUUAUUGUCUCUAGGGUUCUCACCUCCAAUGGUCCAGUGACCCUCACAGUUCCAAGAGGUCUUACGACAACCUGUGUCAUUUCAAUCUAUACGUCAGUGAUAAAUCAGCAAAUCACAGUAGCCACAGGCGAUAAUACAAGGCGUGUUGUUCUUGAUCAGAUAGGAACCGGCAAAGCCAAUGCUGGAGUAAUUGUAGUCUUUAGUCAAAGCGGCUUACAAGUCGAAUAUCAGAAAUUCUACCCUUCUACCACCAGUAAAGAACUUCAAGCCAGCUUGAAUACCCAGCUUCAAAUUGGCCUUAUUCAAUUCUGGCGAAAUAAUUCCAUAGCGAUUUCACUAUGCUCUCAUGUUGCAAGAAUCAGUACGAGGCAACGAGCUUAUGCCCUCAUCAAUACACAAGCAAGAGCUCUUGGUCAGCAACUAGCUGGCCAAGCAAUGGCUGGCAAAGAUAUGAGCUAUGCCCCAGUGUUGGUUCUCAGCAGAUACAAAGAAACAACUCAAGUCGCAUUAAAUGCUGCAACAGCAUUUGAACAACAAUUUGAGCGUUUUCAGGAUAAGGCACAGUCCUUGGAUGUUCACAUGCAAGCAUGGAAUGUCAUGUUGUCGCAAGCUAUCAAUGAGUAUAACAUGCGUGUCAAUAUGCGCAACUUGGCGCUCGAGAAAUAUGAGUCUUCCGUGAGAACAGUUACUGGCUGUUUCCAACAAUUUGAUAACGAUGUUUUCGCUUUAGAGUUCUUACGAAUUGCUUUCGAAGUGGGGUUGAAUAGCUGGGCUUUCGAGCAAAGGUUGAGAGCUGUGUUCGAGAUUCUGCAAGCAACCAUCACCUUUGCAAUUGCAGUUGGCCAGCUAUGUCUUGGCAGUCCCGGUGGAGUUGUCCAAGGCGCGGCAGCUGGAAGACAGGCCAUCGGAGCUGUUGUCGCAGCAGAGAAAAUCGCUGGUCAAGUGAACAAAAUUUUGUCCUCUGGAACAUUGCAAACACUUCUAGACUGUAUCGAGGCCCUUGGUACUCUAUAUCCUUCUGUUGAUACUAUAGUGAGGACACUAAUACAAUUUGGAAACAACCCAAAUAUCGAUAUUCCUACCACGGGAGAUAUCUCCGGUACAAGCCAAGGAGACGCUGAUGCUGCUGCCAUUGUAACUAUGACCGCAUGGGAUAGAUGGCUCCUAGAAGUUGACGAUCAAAUGGUAUUCGCAGUUUCACAGGGUAUUGCAAGUGCGAGUGCAUAUCAACUAGGCCUUCGAAAGCACGCUAUCAAUGGGAAACAAUUAGCCCAAGCACAAGCAGAAGCAGUAAAAUCCGGUUAUGAGUAUAUUCAGGCGCAGAUGGAAGUAAUUCGAUGUUCUCAAGAUAUCGCAGAUCUGCAGGCAUUAAAGGCUGGGUUUGUUGGCCAGGAAGCUGUUUAUCUUGAAGCCAAAUCAAUGUUCUAUGACCGGGCUAUGGCUUUGCGAACCAACGUCGUCCUCUCACUCCGGAAUAUGGCCUGGGCAUAUCGCUAUUGGGCACUAGCCGAUAGUUCAAUUACUCUCGAUGGACAAAAGCCUCUGGUCGAGUAUCAACAAGAUCUCUCUACCGUUAUAAUGGAGUUGGAACAUGCCGACUCAAGAUGGGCCAGUGAUCAUCAACCUUUUAAUUAUGACAUACCAUCAAACACGCUCCCUUCCAAUCAAGGUCAAUCGAUGAUUAAUGGUAUCAAAAGCAAUGAUAACACUGCCAGUUUUACUCUCCUUACUGAGAGACAUCUUGCAAGUCAAUUUGUGGAGGGGUCUCAUUACCGGCUGAGUGGAAUGGAUCCUACCUUGAAUGGGAUUCUUCCUAGACCGGAAGCAAUGCAAGGUGGCAUUGUUGUUGUGAGACUGCAAAUCACCACAUCAGGUAUCUAUUCAGAUAUCUAUAAUAACCAAGUAUUCCAUUUCUCUAGUAUGCCUCAGGUAAGAAGAUGCUCGUAUGAUCUUUAUUCAGAUGGCACGAGAGGCGCGACACGUGAUGAGCCUAUAUUCGAGACUAGAGAUCAUGCCGAGCCCACUCCAUUUACACAAUGGAAGAUCAAGUUGUUAAAUCCUGAGGAGGUCAAUCUGGAUGGGUUGAAUGAAAUCAAUUUGAGAUGGAGGGGGCGUGUUCGCUUUGAUGAAAGAUAUCGAUUGCUUCGUGAUGUGGAGGAAUUGUAGGAAUGUCUUAUAGCAUGAAGCCUCGAGAAUGAUCAUCGAGUUGCUUAGUUCAUUCGAAGAUGAAUCUUUAUAAGUACACAAUAAAAAUGAGGGGCCCUUUGA